AUGAAGCAGGCCCUGGUGGACGAUACUGAGGAUGUGUCCUUGGAUUUUGGCAACGAAGAGGAGCUGGCUUUUAGGAAAGCCAAGAUCAGGCACCCCCUGGCCACCUUUUUCCACUUGUUCUUCCGAGUCAGUGCCAUUGUUACCUACAUAUGCUGUGACUGGUUCAGCAAGAGUUUUGUGGGCUGCUUUGUCACUGUGCUGCUCCUUCUGUCCUUGGACUUCUGGUCCGUGAAGAAUGUGACCGGAAGACUUAUGGUGGGCCUUCGAUGGUGGAAUCAGAUCGAUGAAGAUGGGAAAAGUCACUGGAUGUUUGAAGCCAGAAAGAUCUCUUCUAAUAAUAUUGCUGCCACAGAAGCUGAAGCUCGGAUCUUCUGGCUUGGCCUCAUCAUUUGCCCGAUGAUCUGGAUUGUUUUCUUUUUUAGCACCUUAUUUUCCUUGAAGCUGAAGUGGCUGGCCCUGGUGAUCGCUGGGAUUUCUCUCCAAGCCGCUAACCUGUAUGGCUACAUCCUUUGUAAGAUGGGAGGUGACAGUGACAUCAGCAAAGUCACAUCCAGCUUUCUGUCCCAGACAGUGUUCCAGACGGCCUGUCCAGGUGACCUCCCAAAGCCUGACCUUGAGGGGCUGGAGAUCCACAAGCAUUAG
Molecule: messenger RNA, 642 nt
Organism: Elephantulus edwardii (Cape elephant shrew)
Lineage: Eukaryota; Metazoa; Chordata; Mammalia; Macroscelidea; Macroscelididae
Gene: TVP23A
Product: trans-golgi network vesicle protein 23 homolog A (S. cerevisiae)
Exons: 7
Coding region: 1-642 (213 amino acids)
Biological process (GO): protein secretion; vesicle-mediated transport
Cellular component (GO): Golgi membrane
Source: RefSeq, a predicted model, not a curated record